AUGGCAGCGCUUCGCAUUUCAACAGCGACAUUGUCGCGUAAAGCAAUCACCACCAGCCGACCCCGUCUCUACCUCGGAGUUCGCGCCGGCCUGCGCUCUCUGCAACCCACCUUUAACUCCAUAAGCAUCAGCUCACGAUACUCCACGACCGCACCGCUACAAUCCCUCGCACCGAAGGUCGAGCGUGGUAAAUCAAAGCUCUUCAAAGACGCCGAUGCCGCGGUCGCAGAUGUGAAGAGUGGUUCGACGAUUCUUAGUUCUGGAUUUGGGCUUUGCGGGGUUGCUGAAACAUUGAUCAAUGCCAUGCACCGCCGAGGCGCCGAUCAAUUGCACUCCCUAACAGCCGUAUCGAACAACGCCGGUGCGGCAGGCAGGGGCGGUCUCUCGACGUUAUCGCAGAAUGGCCAGUUGAAUCGUUUGAUUCUUUCCUACUUGGGCAAUAAUAAGACGCUCGAGAAGAAUUACCUCACUGGGAAAAUUGCUAUCGAGCUUUGUCCGCAGGGCACGCUGGCUGAGAGGCUCCGUGCUGGUGGGGCUGGUAUUCCGGCGUUUUUCACGCCUACUGGUGUUCACACAUUUAUCCAGGAGGGUAAGAUUCCCGUGCGCAUGGAUGAAUCGGGCAAAGUGCUUGAGUCGGGCAAGCCGCGUGAGACUCGCGAGUUCAAUGGCAAGACUUAUCUUAUGGAGACGGCUUUGACGGGUGAUGUGGCUAUUUUGAGGGCGUGGAAAGCGGAUGAGGCUGGUAACUGUGUGUUCAGAUACACAACCAAAGCCUUCGGUCCGAUCAUGGCCAAGGCCGCGACUCUCACUAUCGUCGAAGCCGAGAACAUCGUCCCCGUCGGCUCUAUCGAUCCCAAUGAUGUCGAUUUACCCGGUAUUUUUGUGGAUCGCAUCGUGCCUGCGACGGACGACAAGCAUAUUGAGAUUAAGAAGUUGCGUUCUGGUGAAGCUAGUGUGACUGGAUCGGCUAGGGAUGCGGGACAGAUUCAGAGGGAGCUUAUUGGUCGGAGGGCUGCUAAGGAGUUGAAGCCUGGAUACUAUGUUAACCUUGGUGUUGGUAUUCCUACUUUGGCACCUUCCUUCUUGCCGAAGGAUGUGAAGGUCUGGAUUCAGUCCGAGAAUGGAAUUUUGGGAAUGGGCGAUUAUCCCACUGAGCAGGAAUUGGAUGCCGAUAUCAUCAAUGCCGGAAAGGAGACCGUGACUCUCGUCCCUGGCGCUGCUACAUUCGACAGCACCGAGUCAUUUGGUAUGAUCCGCGGAGGUCAUGUGGACGUUUCUAUUCUUGGGGCACUCCAAGUGAGCGCCAACGGUGAUCUGGCAAACUACAUGAUUCCCGGGAAGGUAUUUAAGGGUAUGGGUGGAGCCAUGGACUUGAUCUCAAACCCCGAAAAAACCAAGAUUGUGGUUGCCACCAGCCAUGUGGCCAAGGAUGGAUCACCUAAGAUCGUGCAGAAGUGCAGCUUACCUCUGACUGGUGCUAAUGUUGUUAGCACUAUUAUCACAGACUUGUGUGUGUUCCAGGUCGACCGAGCUACUGGGAAGCUCACACUGACGGAGCUCGCUCCUGGCGUUGAGGUGGAGGAGGUACAGAAUAAGACGGAUGCUGAGUUUGCGAUCGCUGAUACUCUUGGGAUUAUGGAAUAG
Messenger RNA from Penicillium antarcticum, 1644 nucleotides. Its product is annotated as 3-oxoacid CoA-transferase. The transcript has 9 exons. Lineage: Eukaryota; Fungi; Ascomycota; Eurotiomycetes; Eurotiales; Aspergillaceae. Gene Ontology annotation, biological process: ketone body catabolic process. The coding region runs from base 1 to 1644 and encodes 547 amino acids. Gene Ontology annotation, molecular function: succinyl-CoA:3-oxo-acid CoA-transferase activity. The record is from RefSeq and is a predicted model, not a curated record.